AUGGAUUCAAAAAAUCUCGCCAAAAUAAUUUUACUUGAGGACGAAGAAGAAGAUGAAGAAGUGAUAUUAUGGUGGUCUAGUCAACGAGAAGAUUUUGACAGAUUGUACCAAUCUCGCAAGGAAGAGGGAUAUUUUAAAAUUCUAAUGAAGAAUCACCUGGAUACAAACGAACAAACAUUUCGUGAAUUUUUUCGUUUAAAUAAGGAACAGUUCCAGUUUGUUCUGAAUAUAGUAUCGACAGAUUUAAAGAAAAAAUCCACAAAUACCGUUCACGACCCUAUAUCUCCGGAAGAAAAGUUGGCAUUGGCGUUAAGGUAA
This is a messenger RNA of Acanthoscelides obtectus, 318 nucleotides long. NCBI's taxonomy places the organism in Eukaryota, Metazoa, Arthropoda, Insecta, Coleoptera, Chrysomelidae. The record is from the annotation of a GenBank genome assembly.